UGUGUAUUGUGCCAUUGGAGAUGCCCAAAAAAAUAUGUAGUUGUUCUCCAGGAUCGUUGAGUGUCAACACAGGAAAAGUUGUUGCUGUGGUUACAAUGAAUGGACGAUAUGAUCUCAGUAUGCCUGAGAUGAAAUGCGAGGCAUGCAAAGCCACAUGGAGCCCUGGAGUGGAUGACUUAGUCCGUAAUGACUACUGGCCUGCUACCCUUCACUUUUCCACAGUGUACUCUACAGAUGUGUUUUAUUCAUAUGAAGAGUUGAAGAUGGAAGCACCAGGACUGUCAUGCCAAGCAUUUUUAAGAAUGCUUGAUCAAUGAACUCUCCGCUUUGGCCGUAUUGGGAAGAUCACAGCAGACAGCUUCAGAAAAAGUUUUUUGGAGUGGGAGGCUGUUAGAUUUGAGGUGGAUAAGAUCUGCAGGGAGGAGCAUUUUGUCUGCCCUGCAUGCACCCCAGACAUGCUUGCUGUUUCUGUGGAUGGAAAUCGCAAGCACUACCGCUUUAAGAAUGCAGCAAGAUCUGAAGAAAAAGCCUUACUUGAUGGCAUCUUCAUUGCAAAAGAUGAUGAAGUAGAGAGAUUUGUGGAUUACAUUCAUUCUACCACCAACCAUGUCUCUGGAAGAGGUGUCUGUGUAGGGGAGUGGUCAGCUGCAAGGGAAACGUCUCAGAAAUCCUCAAGUAAAAUUGAUGAGGAGGGACUUGAGCUUGCAGUCUGUCGACAUGGAGUUUUUCUCGCUGCUCUCAACAUGUUCAGGGGAGAAAUAUAUGCUUAUCCCCUCUACCUGCAGAACAAGCUGGCAAAUACGCCAAUAAGCUUUUUUGCCAUGGAUAUAACCUGCAAGCCUUACCUCAACAAAGUGACAAAAAGCUGCCCGGAGCUCCAGCACCUUCUGAGCAUGAAACCAUUCCUCUCAGUGUUUCAUGCCAAAGCCCAUGAUUUUAAAUGCGAGGUUAAAUGGAGUGGAGCUUACCAGCAUGGGGCCGGAUUGACACUUGGGGAGGAGGUUGAGCAGUGUAAUGCCUUCCUCUCUAGGAUUGCUGUGACCACGAAGCACAUGUCCAAAGCAGGGCGUACUGACAUGCUUACAUUGAUGGCCAUGCGCUGGAAUCAGCAAAAGUUUAAUAACUUGGCUACUUCACUUCCCUGCCGAUAUCAGAAGUUAUUUGAAGGCCACAAAACGUCUGGAAAGCCAACUUCAGGACCUGGAAAGCAUGAGAAUCCAGCUGGCAGUGACACAAGUUGAAGUUGAGGGCUGGGUCACUGAUAUUAAGGAGUGGGCAGAAGCAAAAGCAUCCCAAAAGAAUGCCGAUCUUGACACGGUGAUCAAUAGAAUAGAGGUGCUGGUGGCCAGCAUUAAAAGAAUGUCCCAGCGCCUUUACAAAGACACCGAUGGCAGCAAAGGUCGGGCCC
Messenger RNA from Carassius auratus (goldfish), 1408 nucleotides. RefSeq lists its product as uncharacterized. The transcript has 9 exons. Bases 456 to 1241 code for a protein of 261 amino acids. The record is from RefSeq and is a predicted model, not a curated record. NCBI's taxonomy places the organism in Eukaryota, Metazoa, Chordata, Actinopteri, Cypriniformes, Cyprinidae.